Cuculus canorus (common cuckoo) is the source of this 7644-nucleotide messenger RNA. It is a transcript of the gene UBN1, whose product is annotated as ubinuclein 1. Bases 298 to 3705 code for a protein of 1135 amino acids. The transcript has 17 exons. Lineage: Eukaryota; Metazoa; Chordata; Aves; Cuculiformes; Cuculidae. Gene Ontology annotation, cellular component: nucleus. The record is from RefSeq and is a predicted model, not a curated record.
GUCUCUCCCCCGUCUCCCCCCCCCGUCUCCCCCGGCCCCGUGGUAUCGCCGUGGCGUGGGAGAAGCGGUCGGAGCGCGGCCCUGCGGGCGCCCCUCGCGUUCCUCCCCGUAGGGGCCCGGGCCCCGGUGUUGACUGUGUCCGUCCCUCUCCGCAGCGCCUGCAGCCCGAGAUCCUCCGUGUCCCGGGGCUACUGCCAGCGUCCUCCGCGGCCGCCGGUCUCAUCCGUGCCGGGAGGACGGCGUUUCCCGGAGCGAUGGGAACUCUGCCAUAAGGACGGGCGAGCCUCGGGCGGAGCCAUGGCGGAGCCCCACAGGGUGUCUUUCACCACCCUCCACGGCCCCUUGAGCGGCAGCUUCCUGAAGAGGUCUCGGAAAGAUGAUGGCGAGCAGCCGCAGGAUGCCGAGGCAGCCGCGACGGCCGUGCGAAUCACCCUGACCCUCUUCGAGCCAGAUCACAAACGCUGUCCAGAGUUUUUCUACCCGGACCUUCUCAAGAGUUGCCGAGGGAAAAUAAAAGGUGGUACCUCGGGAGACAAGAAGAAAGACCUCGCUGAUCCCUUUAAUGAUGACGAAAAGGAAAGGCAUAAAGUGGAGGCUCUUGCCAGGAAGUUUGAAGAAAAAUACGGCAGCAAGAGACGUAGAAAGGACCGUGUUCAGGACUUGGUUGACAUGGGGUAUGGAUACGAUGAAUCUGAUUCCUUCAUCGAUAAUUCUGAAGCUUAUGAUGAGCUUGUUCCAGCUUCUCUUACUACAAAGUAUGGAGGCUUUUACAUCAACUCAGGAACACUGCAGUUCCGGCAGGCAUCUGAAUCUGAAGAUGACUAUGUUAAAGAGAAGAAGAAGAAGUGUCCCAAGAAGCGGAAGCUGAAAGAUGGAGGGGAAAAAAUGAAGAAGAAGAAGAAAGAUGAUUCUUAUGACAAGGAAAAGAAGUCCAAGAAGUCCAAAUUUCCAAAAGCUGGCUUUACAGCAUUAAAUGCAAGUAAAGAGAAGAAGAAGAAGAAAUACUCUGGCACCCUCAGUGUCAAGGAGAUGCUGAAGAAGUUUCAGAAGGAGAAGGAUGCUCAGAAGAAAAAAGAUGAAGAGCAGAAAGUGGCUACUCCUUCACCAGCAGAACCUCUGGCUCCAAGGGAGGCGGAGGCGAUGCCCGACCCUUUGCUCUCCCUUUUUGGUCAUGCCAGUGAUAAUGAUCUGCUUCAGGCAGUGACAGCUGUGGACUCAUUAACAGACCUAGACCUGGAGCGGCUCCUCAGUGAAUCCCCAGAAGGGAGUCCCUUCCCUGAUGGGGAGGAUGGGAGUGAUCCUAUUGGGAUGGGCUUGGAACAGGAUGUCAGGCCACCACCAUCCCUCCCUGAAGGCCUGCCAGCCCCUCUGGAGAAACGCAUCAAAGAGCUGGCUCAGGCUGCCAGAGCUGCAGAGGGAGAAGGCAAACAGAGAUUCUUCACUCAGGAUAUCAACAACAUCAUACUGGACAUAGAACUGCAGACCCGGGAGCUGAACAGCCAGAUACGGUCAGGGGUGUAUGCCCACCUGGCUGCUUUCUUCCCAUGCAGUAAGGACACUCUGGUCAAGCGUGCCCGCAAGCUUUACCUCUGUGAGCAGGGUGGCCGAUGGAAGGAACCUCUGCAGAAGCUCAAGGAAGCCAUUGGAAGGGUCAUGCCAGAGCAGAUGGCCAAGUACCAGGAGGAAUGCCAAGCCCAUACUCAGGCCAAGUUUGCCAAGAUGCUGGAAGAGGAAAAGGACAAAGAACAGCGAGACCGAGUUUGUUCCGAUGAUGAGGAGGAUGAAGAAAAGGGAGGGAAGCGUGUCAUGGGACCGCGAAAGAAAUUUCAGUGGAAUGAUGAAAUCAGGGAGCUGCUUUGCCACUUGGUGAAGAUUAAGUUGGAUGGUUUUGACCUUGACAAGAAUAAGGCUCAGUCUCUUGAGGAUUAUGUGAAGACCUUCCUAGAUGGAGAGGUGAAGCCCCUUUGGCCCAAAGGCUGGAUGCAGGCCAGGACACUGUUUAAGGAGAGCAGGCGUGUACAUGGACACCUCACAUCAGUCCUGACGAAGAAGAAAGUUAUAGCUCCUACUAAGGUGAAAGUGAAGGAAACUUCCUGUAAGCCAGAGAAAAAGGUGUCAGUUUCUGUUCCUUCAAUGCACACAAGCAGCACCUUGGCUCUGUCUUCAGAGCCCCAGGGAGGAGCUCUGGGCAUCAGUGCCCAAACCAGAGACCUCUUGUCCUUUGCAACAGCCCAAGCAGCCAGCAGUACUGGUGCUUCUGCUACCUUCAUGGAUGACUCCUUGGAUGAAGACUUAAUUCAUAAUCCCACUUCCUCCCUUGAAGCAGUCUCAAAGGAAUUGACUGUGCUGAACAGCAGAGCAGGAGGAAGCCCUGACUUUACUCUUCCUGGAGCUCCAAAAGCUCCACCAGAGAAGAUCUCAAAUCUUGCGUCCUCAGAGGAGAAGAGGACGUGUCCGAAGUCCAACCCUUUCCCUACAUCAUCCUCUGGUUCCCUCCAGUCUCCUCUAAAUUUCCUGGCUGAGCAGGCCCUGGCAUUGGGCCAAUCUUCUCAAGACAAAAAGACAGAGAACUCUAAUUACAAAGAGCUCUCCUGCCAAGCCUCCCCCAGCAAAAUCCUUCCUGAUGCACACCAGGCAAAGCAGAAACACCACAGCCUGGUCCGGCCAAGCCACGGGCCUCAGACCUCCACCCCAGUGCCAGUUUCUCAAGCAAAGGUCUUUCACUCAGGCAGCCAACUACAGAAAAACUUCACCUCCCCAACUCCGUUUGUCAAACUGCAGAAUCCCAAGUCCUCCCCGCUGCCCCAGCGCUCCCUCAUCCAGCAGGUCAAGUCAUCAACCAAAGCUCAGAGCUCCCAUUUGUCUGCAUCACCAGGCAGCUCCCAAAACUCUAGCAGCUCCCACAAGAUCCCAGGCUCAUUGUCAUCAUCUCUCAGCUACACAGGAAAGCACUCAAGUGGCUCUAGCUCUUCAGGACAAUCUUACAAAUCGCCCUUCGUUUCUAGCUCCCUCUCUAAGCAUGGGGCUUCUUCCAGCAGCUCCUCAUCUGGACCUGCAGCAAACCAGGGCUCCUCCUCUGGAAGCUUGGUGCCAAGCAUGCAGACCCCAUCCUCAGGCCAGGUGUCCAGCCGCCCAUCCUCAAGCUCCUCGGUGAAGAAGUCGCCUGUUUCACAGAAGCUGACUCUGGUGGCACCUCCUGGAGGUUCAAAUGGAGAUUCUAGCGGGGGCACUCAAGGAGUGGCCAAAUUGCUGACCUCCUCCCUAAAGCCAGCGGUUGUUAGCAGCACCGCAUCUUCUACCUCUGUGCCGAAAGGAACUAGUGGAGCUGUGCUGCUAACAAGUUCUUCCUCCUUAAGUGUGCUGGCUCCAUCCUACAAGUCCAACAAUCCAAAGCUGCCAGCUUCCCUGAGCUCUGCCCCGUUAGGUAUUAUCUCCCCUAUUCAUUCCUUCCCUCUUCAUGUCAUCUCCUUCAGUUCAGACUCCUCCCCAAAACCAGGAGUAUCAAAAGAUGCAAUAGUUACGGGACCUGCUCCAGGAACUUUCCACCACAGCCUUGGCCACAGUCUUCUAGCUGGCUUGCACGCCAGCCCUCACCAUGCAGCGCCACUCCCACACUCUGCCCUGUCCACUCAUUUACCGCAAAGUUUGCCAGAUGCUUCUCAGCUUCAUGGCAAAGGGUCCAAUGCACAGCAGCGCAAGUUGUGACGUCUGCAAGGAGGGGAGCUAGAGCUGGGAUAAACACGAGAGGAAAAGGUCCUGAAUUUUGGAUACUGGCUGUGUCUUUUCUGUUUUUCCUCACAACAACUGGAGAGACUGAACCGCAGCAAGGAACUCAUUGGUGCAUUUGCUCAGAGGCUUUCAGAGCCAAGCCCCAUGUGAAGGGGGCCACCUUGGGCAAUGCCCUAAUGAGAGAAGCAUUUUGUAGCACUGUUUUAUUGCUGCUGCCCUCGAUGCAUUCCCUGGCACUGGCAGGAGCUAGAACCUGCAGGGAGAACCCGGGUGGCUUGGCUUUCUUGCAGUGAAUUCCCUGCCACUGGUGUCUGUAUCUGCCAAGUACCUCCGAGUCCAGUUACCUCCUUGGCCUCACAGUGGAGGGGAUGAAAGGUGCUUCUUUCUACUGCUUUGGAUUUAUUUGGAUCAUUCUAGCAUUGCCAGUGCUUUCUGAAGACGUUUGACUAACUCUGAAAUUGUACUAUAAAAUUGUGCUACAGUUACGUGGAGGACUUAACAUUUCCUGUGUGGUGAAUCUAACGAACCACCUGAUGUUCCCCUCUGGAGGAGAAGGAAGACUCGAGAUGUGUUUUUAGAUGCAGUCAUUGACUUUGAGAAUUCUAUUUCUUUUGGGUUUUGGAUUUUUUUUCCUCCUGCUCAGUUUUAUCCUCAUUAUCAUUGGAUGCAUUGGAUCGAAUGGGACACUUAUUGACGUGUCGCAUGUACAGGACAACAUAAUUCCAGUGCCUUUUGUGGUGGAGCAAGAAUGGACUAGUGACACACAUUUCAGCUCUAUUUUUUGUGCUCCUCAACCCUUUUUUGAUCUUUCAGUAUUUAAAAUGUAGUCUGUUUUAUUUAAUAGAGCUUUUUAUGGUUGCACAUCAAAAAAAAAAAAAGCUGCACUCUCUGGACUUCAGUGGUGUCUUGGUGACUGCGAACACAGUACCAAACGCAGAAGGAGCACCAGUUCUUGUCUGAGUUUGUGCAGGCGGGUUCCAGACCCUUCCCUAAAGCCAUUCUUUCCUAGAGUCGUCAGUUAUGAUCUCUUUGGUGGGCAAAGGGAAUCAUCUAGAUAACCAAGGUUACUACUGGUCAAAUGGAUUCCAGAGAACAAUAUUGCUCUCAGCAGUGAUUUGUGCACUAGGAUUGUGUUCUUGUCGCAGCUGUGGAGUGGGGACCAGCUAGAAUUGGGGGGCUCUCUGCUGUUUUAGUCUUUUAACUCUUAGACCUAAACAUUUCUCGUGAGCUUGCUCUUUUGGUCUGUGGUCAGUGAAGGGCAGGCUGUGGUUCCAGCUCAGCUGUGUUUGAUUUCCUGCACUUCCCCCAGGCUGCCUUUCCUCAGGCCUGCAUGGGUACAGCUGAGUCGUGCUCGGGUAGAGCUGACCCACACAAACUUCACUGGUAUUGCAAGCAAAAGCUUGCAGCCUUCCUUCUUGAGCUUUGGGGAAGGAUGCUGACACUGAGGAUACCAGCAAAUACCUGCUUUACUUUUCCCCAUUUCUAGUAAGAUCCAAGCCAGGCUGUUUCAAUCUGAGCUGACACAGAACUUCCCAAGGUCAGGGCUUUGUCUGAAUUAAAAGGAAAAAAAAAAAAACAAACGCAGUUCAGAUUUACAGUUUGUUUACAGGAAAUCCUUAGGUUGUAGCGAAAGAGCCAAAGACAGAACUUGUGUUGUUGAAACUAAGCACAGCAGUGGUGGAUAGACUCUGAGUAGUGGAUGUCACGUGGUUGAAGACCUAAUCCUGAGAGGUGCUUUGCACCUUCAACUUCCCUUGGUCACUGAAAGCACGUUGGAGCACCUGGCAGGACAGUGCCUCUCAGCGAGUGACUCAAGGUACUGGUUCUACUCCCUCUGUUUGCUUUCACUUGAAUGCUUCUGCUGGGAAGCACCUGUGUGCGUGGCCAGAGCAGAAUGCUCUCCUUCUAGGAAUUUUGCGAAGCCUCUUGCCUCAGGGAAAUGUUUAUUUGUUGGAAAUUCUGUGGGAUGAUUUUUUCUUUACAUGCUACGACGAGUGAGUGAGUGGUAGGAGCAGGCGCAGCAAGGCAGAACCACGCAGAGACCCGGCAGCAAAUGGGGAGCCUGGAGUCUGGCAUCUCUGCCUUGGUGAGGCAACUUGCAAUGCUUUUGUGAUGGUGUAGGGAGGCGAGGCUCCCAUGGCACUGACUGAGGAUGGCAGUUCCUUUUGGGUGUGUGAGCUGCGGUUUCCUAUUCUAUUUUGUUGUGUUUGGGGGGACUGUCUUGCUGAAGAUGGUGGGGGCGAUGUGAAAACUGUUACUCUUGUACAGAACAACUGAAUAAAUUGUUUCAAAGUUUGCAAAAUGCUCUUUUCCAUCUCUUUGCCUAUCCUUCCAUGACCUUGCUUUCAAGAAUUUGUCUUUCAGCUUAGAUGAUCACCUCUCGAUCAUCUUGUGUCUCGAGUGAGUAAUGAAUUGUAUACUCUUUUUUCAUUGAAGACUGAGAUGUGGUAAGUGAACUCCAGCUCUAUUUCUAGCCACGGUGGCGGCAGAAUUGCACAUUCUCAUUCCACGUGCUGCUGCUGAUGCUUGAAGUUGACAUCUGUCUGCUAGAAAGGACUUGUGGGGCCUGGACCCUGGAGUGACGGUGUGAUCCUGCGGGCUCCUUUCAUUCACAAAGGUGAGCGAAUGGUGUUAAUUCCCAAAGCCAGGAUAUAUACGCAGUGAAUGCUUAUGGCUGCCUUUGCUGAUUGCAAGUGUUACUGGGGUUCAGGAAUUUGGGAGAAAGGAAUUGAAUGUGCCCUGUGUGUGGAAGCCCCCGGUACAUCCCAGUGUAAUUCCAUGUUCUCCUGCAGUUGCACUCCUGUUUGUUAGUUCACUCCCAUCUACAGCUGCUAAUUAGUCCCAGCUCUAAUCUGCUCCAGCAAUUUCCCCCAUGGAAAGGAGUCAACAGUUAAAAUGAACAGCUUUGAUUCUGAAAUGGCAUCUUUCUGCAAAGCUGGAGAUGAAGAGACUGCUCUAAUUAAUAAAGAAAAAACAGCUUCUGAUUGGAACCACUGCAUUUUUAUUUUGUACUAUAAAUAGAAUCCCCCUCUAUUUCCCAUUCCCUUACACAAGUAAAUGAAACCUUUAGCUGCAUGUAACUCCAUCCAGUAAAAUAUCAGCACAGAUGGCUUUUAGCCGUGAGGUAAGCUAGCGGUGUUUGGAAGGCACUCUGCGCUCGGUUACAGUUGCAUGCUUUACACUACCCUCUUAUGUUUGGCAGCGCUGCCAUCUCUUCAUGUACUUCUUGGUGACCUCUGUGGUGUAUGAAUGCUCCUCCUGGAUCUGCGGCUGCUGCUGUCAAAUGACAUCUGCUUCACUCUUCCCCAGUAGUGCAGGCAUGUAGGUGAACCAAAUGGUGAUCGAAUCUGCAGUGAUCCAGAAUGGAGAUGUGUAGCACAACUUUCGUUUUUACAGAGCUGAUUUUCUCAGAGGAUGUUCCCAUCACUUACUCAGUUGUUCACGAUAACAUGCAGCUGACUUAACCACCCACUGCUGGUCACCUCGGAGUCAUCUUGACCUUCAAUCUCUCUCAUGACUGUGGUAUACAGCUUUUAAUGACACUGCAUGAGUAUAUGUUGCGGAAACUGUGGGUUCUACUGAGUCUUUGGACUUAAAAUACUUCACUGUCCUGAGGCUUUUUGUCUUGGUUUUUGUUAGGUUGGGUGGUUAGGUGGAGAUGAGGAGAGGGAGAAGGUUUUGCUGUAGUCCUGAUGUGUUCUCCAUAACUGUUGGUGCUUUUCUGCAGUGUAUGACAGCAAGCAGCAUGGCUUUGUAGCAUGGCUGGGGCAGAGUCUAGCAUUUCAGAAGGCACAAAGGAGGGUAAGGACUUGCAGUGAUCUGUAGGUAACGAGUAGAGCAGCUCUGAUUGGCAGCUCUUAAGAAAAGUUUCUAAAGCGGAGGGAGUGUGUUGUAAUUGCUUCCGGACACCAAGAC